Molecule: messenger RNA, 2289 nt
Organism: Mycosarcoma maydis (corn smut)
Lineage: Eukaryota; Fungi; Basidiomycota; Ustilaginomycetes; Ustilaginales
Exons: 1
Coding region: 1-2289 (762 amino acids)
Source: RefSeq, a predicted model, not a curated record
AUGGGCGUGGGCGACGUCGUUCGCGGAAGCUUUGGCUUCCUUUUGAACCGCAACCAACAUGUCCCCAUCGCUGCUGCCAACAUCAACUUGACGCCCUCCAAUGCAUUCCACUCGCUCUUCUACCGUCACCGAGAAGCCCCUCUCCCAAUCACGCCUGUCUCCAUCAUCAAGUCCAUGCUCCAAAUCGACGAUCUUCAGGCGCUCCUCUGGGCCUGGACCCUCAUCGGCAUACUGCUUCUCUUCGCCUUCUGGACCAACCCCGACGAGGCUUCCUUCAGGCCUUUCCUCACCGAUCUCGUCUUCCGCGAGCGGCUUCGUCUCCUUCAAAAUGAUCAGCAUGCCCAUGAAUCACAACUGCCCAGCCAUGACGCCGCAGUCGCUCCUCCGACCACCGAGCCUGCCUUCGCGCGCAAAUCCGAUCCCAGCGCUUUCUCUUCGCUAAUUUCUACCACCUCGUAUUCAUCCGGUCCUUUCGCACUCACUUUUGGAGCAAAGGUAGUGCUCUCGGUGCGCACGCCCCCUUUCCAUCGCAAAGAUCUCGGUCUGCUUUCCAUCGUCACUAUCUCGCAAAGUUCGCCUGCACGCGGAUCCAACGACCACCAGAGCUCGCCAUCACAAACCAGCAGACGCACUCAGCGUGCCUCUGCCAAAUCCGACGGCUCCAUUGAUUGUACUUCUCUCUUCAUCGGCGCUUUUGGUAAAUGGUGGGUCCUCGGUUACGCUAUCCCGGAUCUGCCUGCCACUUCUUCCUCUAAUCACUUCCACCCGCCAAAGAACGCCCGUCCAGAGCUCGAGGAGAACAUGACCGACAUUCCCGAUUGGGGUGUUCUCGAGAUGCGCUCCGUUGAUCCCGACCCUCAAUCCCGGCGAAGUUCCGUACAAGCGUCUCGGAGAGGCCCGCAAGGAAGCGCAUCCCAGCCUUCUUCCCGCCAAGCAUCGGGUUCUGAGCCAACCGCACCCAUCACAUCUCCGUCUCAUCCUCUCACGACCACCUCCGCGAGCUCAAAGGACUCUAUCUCCGCAACUGAGUCUCAAGACUGCAUCAGCAUUGCUGCGUUGGUUUCGAGAUCUCAAAGCGAAAUUGUCGACCUUCAAGGCCAACUCAGCCAUGUCAGGAGCGCCUCUGCCCGUACUUGCGAGGCUCUCGAAGCCGAUUUGGAGGAGGUGCGCGCCAAGAAGAAGGAAGAGGAGAAACUUCGCUCAGACAUCAAAUCAAGGACCAAGGCUUUGGACGACAGCAAAAGGCAGGUCGAAAGCACCCGACGCGAGGCAGAAAGACGCUUGAAGACUGUAAAUGCUGCUCGUGCCCUCAAGCAGGCCAGCAUUCAGCAAAGGAAGGAUCAAGUCGAUAUGCUCCACAAACGCAGAGCUGCUAUCAAUGCCAAAAAGGCUGCACACACCGAGAAACGCCUGCAGCGCUCCGAAGAGCUCUUAAACCUAAUCAGCCAAGCCAAGGAUAAAGCUGAUAAGCUACGGAGUGAGAUGGAUACUCUACGUAAAGAUGUACAGGCUGCUCAGGAUCAGUUGCAACUCGAAAAGGCCAUUGCUCGUAAUAUUCAGGAGGCCGACCACCGAGACCAAAGCCGCGUCAACGCUUCGCCCUACAUGUGGAACCCUGCGAUGGAGUACAAUCAGAUGGCCAGCCACGAGGCCAUGUACGCACACCUAGCUUCCACCCCUGAUCCCCUCGUUGACAGUCUGGCCCGUAUGGAAGAGCGCGCCCUCGCUGCACAACAGUACACCUCGAGUCCCUUUGACGCCGAACCGGGCCUCGCCAUCAACAAGAUGCCGACGGCCCAUGCGGAUGGCUAUGACAACCUUGGCACCAGCGUUUUGCGAAAUGCUUUCCGUCGCGCUAACGCUGCAUCGGUUGGCGAGGGUCGCGAAAUGUUGUCCCAUGCUUCGCCGGGCAUUGGCAACCCCUCCCUGCAGAAUGCCUCCAACUUCGAGGCUAUCAAGCAAGCUUUCCAGCCCACCAUCGCUACCGAGGAGGAUGGUCGUCGAUCUUGGUCGGCAUUUGAUGUUUGGCAAUCUGACCUUCGCAGCGGCAGCCGUCAGAACUUGCAAUGGGCGUCCGGCACAGCGAAUGCGAGUGCUGAUUCGUUGCCUCAGUUCAGCGCAAGCAGCAGCUUCUUGCCACUCGACCGUAGUACCAGUGCGGAACAGACUGGCUUUGCCAAGUUCCAGGACCAAGAAGGCGAUCCAGAGCAAAAUCGCAACCUAUCCAAGGUCAAGAGAGCUUUCCGCUGGCCCUUCCGGCCGAGCCAAGUGCAAGAUGACUUCGUCUAA